ACUUACAAAGAAAAAAAAAAGAACUACAAAAAAAACCAACUCACGAAGAUUGUCGGCUGAGAACUUAAAGUGUUACCACAACGAUUAGGUUCAUCUAGUUUAGACUCUACCCCCAAAAAUGGUAUUCCGGUCGGAUCCUUGCGGAAUUACUUGCUUGAUUAUAACUUAUUCCGCAGUUGUAUACGCUGAUUAUGUUGUUGUCAGACAUCUCAUACUUCCAGCGAUGUCAGACACAUUAUGGGGAGCUUUCAAUGUGCUUGUAUUCAAUGUGAUAGUUUUCCUCAUGGCAGCUGCACACAUACGAGCAGUGAUUUCAGACCCCGGCAUUGUACCACUUCCCCAAACCAGCCUAGAUUUCUCAGAUAUGCAUAGUGGAAAACAAAAAAUGAAUGAUGGAUGGUCAGUGUGUACAAAGUGUGAAACAUAUCGACCACCACGUGCACAUCACUGCAGAAUAUGCGAACGAUGUAUCAGAAGAAUGGAUCAUCACUGCCCAUGGAUAAACAACUGUGUUGGAGAGUAUAAUCAGAAAUAUUUUAUGCAGUUCCUCUUUUAUGUAGGGCUGGCUGCUGUACAUGCAUCAUCCAUGGUAAUUGUGUCUUGGAUCCUAGACCCAGCAGAGAAAGGAGAAUUUAAACAUAUGAAAGUGAUACAUUCUAUUAUUCUGGUGAUAGAGUGUCUACUGUUUGGAUUAUUUGUGAUAGCUAUUGGUUGUGACCAGUUGUCUGCAAUAUUUAAUGAUGAGACUGGUGUAGAAUAUGUUAAAAAAGAAGGCUUACACAGAAGUCACUCUAAAAUGUUUUUGUUGAGGGAAAUUUUUGGACAUGGUCAUCCGUGUUGGUGGCUUUGUCCCUUGAUGGAUGUUUCAGAUAAAAAAGCUCUGGCAACAGCCCAUACUGUGUAGUGGCUAGUGUGAAUCUCUACAUAUACAGUUUAUAAUGUGAUAUCUUACUCAAGCAGUGUGCAUUGUUUUGUGCUCAGUUGUCUGUGAAUGUAAAAACCAGUUUUGAUCUUGCUGCCCCAGAAAUUUGCUUUGAAUUAUUCUAUAAUUUAAAUCGACAAGUCCAUUGCACAUGAACAGGGCAAGACAGGAUUCAACAACUGGUAUUGUGGUGUAAAUAUUUCAAUUAUGGUUUUUAAAUUAUUAGAUUUAUAUUUUAUCCCAGGUUUUACUGCAGGUAAUUAUCUCUCUCUGUAAAACUGGCAGGCAGUUUUAAAUUUGUUAACUUUUUAAUUAUCUAAAAACAGUCAGCCUAAAUGAUGAUUUUUUUUGUACAGCAGGACAAUAAACUGUAUUAUUAUGCAUUUAAAAAGAUAAAUUUAAACGAUAGUUGAUCAUUUAAUACUUCUGUACUUUUUUGACAUAGCAUUGUGACUUGCCUUUUUUCUCAUAAAAGUCAUCUGUCAUGCAGAUCAGCUUAACAAAUGCCUAGAUGCUUAAGUUGUGUAUAAAUAAGAUAACUUCAUUGAUAGAUGUGAUCUCAUUGCUUAUCAGUACACUUUACAAGAUUCUGCUCUAUAUUGUAAUGGGAGUUUCAGAUCUGCUUUCAGUUUAUAAAUCUUUGAUUUUACGCUAGACCUGCCUUGGGAGGUAAUUUUAAAUGUCUAAAAUGCCUGUACCUGUGGGAGGUAAUUUUGUAUGUCUUAAAUGCCUGUACCUAUGGGAGAUAAUUUUAUAUGUCUUAAAUGCCUGCAGCUGUUGGAGGUAAUUUUAUAUGUCUUAAAAGCCUGUAGAUGGGAGAUAAUUUGAACUUAAAAAUUCAUUGUAUUUUGUGUAAGUGCCAUGUAAUCUGUUGUAUGUGUUUUCAUUAUUAUAUUUCUUUACAGUGUAAGUGUUCUGAGUCUUUCAUUUAUGUUGAAGUAACCUUUUCAUUGAAAUAUCUGUCAUAAUUGACAAAUUAGAGUGAAAAGAAGUGUAACUUUAUCAUUGAAAUAUCUGUUAAAGUUGAGCAGCAUUAACAAAUUAGAGUGAAAAUAAAGAGUGAAACUUUAUCAUUGAAAAAUAUCUGUUAAAGUUGAGCAGCAUUUACAGAUUAGAGUGAAAACAAAAGAGUGUAUCUUUAUCAUUGAAAUAUCUGUUGAAGUUAAGUGGUGUUGGCAGAUCAGAGUGAAAAUAAAAAGUCUUGUAAACAUUUUAUAUUGUCGGGAAUUAUCAAUGUUUCAAUGUAAAAUAUCUACCUUAAGAUAGCCUGCCGCCGGUUUAGCGCAGUAGAGAGAGUGAGUUCAAUCCCCGGGCAAGGCGUAUGUUCUCCGUGACAAUCUGAUAAAAAACUUUGAGUCUGAAAUCAUUCGUCCUCCACCUCUGAUUCAUGUGGGGAAGUUUACAGUUACUUGCGAAGUACAGGUUUGUACUGGAACAGAAUCCAGGAACACUGGUUAAGUUAACUGCCCGCUGUUACAUAACUAUGAUACUGUUGAAAAACUGUUAAACCCAAAACAAACAAACUAACUGCCUUACGAUGGUUUUUACAAAACUUGUCUUAAAGUUUAUACAUAUAUUGGAAUCAUACAUGUAUUUUGCUUUUGUGUUUAUAACAAGUAUUGUUUCUUUUUGUAUAUAACAGUCAUUUUCACAAAGCAGAAAUAGUCCCAGUAGAGAGAAUGUAUGCACAUUUCAUGUUAAUGCAGCCAUAAUGACCAGAAAAAUAUCUGAAUUCUAACGAUUUUCAUGAUUGUAAGUAAGAAUGGUGAGUGUGAAGCUGUAUAUUGCAAUAUCAUUAUUAUUAAUAUUAUUGUAUUUGUUGUUGUUAUGUUACACAUUUAUAGCACUUUUUCAUGUAAACAAGUUUAAAAGUGCCUAGGGUGGAAUGAUGGAGGCUUUUACAGUAAGAAUUAACGCAUUGUUUAAAGCAGAAAUUUGGUUGAACUGAUCAGUGAGGAAUAUUUUAUACAGCAUAACUCAUAGGAGUCAUAUUUAUGCUUAGUUUGGAGGUAUUAGUCAUGUCAGUAAGCUUUUUUUUUUUUUUUAUCUGAAUGUUCUGAUAUUGUAUUUUUUUAAAAUAGUGUAAAACUGUUCUAACUCAUUAACAUCAGAUAAGGACAAUAAGUCAGAACUUCAAAAUGGUCAAAAUCCUGGGUUCAUCAUGUCUAGUGCUACUCCAGUGUAAAGCCUUGAAAUUUUGUUGUCUGCACAUCAAUUACAAAAUAAAUCUUCAGUCUUAUGACAUUUUCACAGUACUUUAAAGUUAUUAGCUUUGUAUUGAUAAAAAUUUGCACAAGUUUUGGAGGGAAAUAUUGCAUGACUUCAUGAACGUAAAAUUAUUUUACGAAAGAAUGCGUAUUUCUAAAUGCAAUUCUUAUAAUGAUUUUAAUGCAUAGGCCUCUACACUUUAAAUUAAAAUAUAAAACUUGGAAAAGAUUGUCUUAAAUGAACAUUUUAGUGUGCCAACACUUGUGAAACUGACAUUACAAAAUUUUAAUGACAUCACACACCAGAUAUGAAAUAUUAAUAUUGGUAUGGAAAACUAGUUUUUUGGUUCAGUUGUUAUUUAACAAAAUUUAAAAAGUACGUAAUAGAUCAAGAUAUAUUAGGAUUAUAGUUAAAAAGUUGUGAAUAAUUUCAGCGUGUUCGGGAUCAGUUGGGGUAGUGAUAUGCCAAACUUAUGUGGUCCAACUUAAGACAUCAACUUUUUACCUGUAUUUUAAAGACAAUGAAUGUGUUUGACUUUAAUGUUAGAAUGACUGUUUGAGAUAUCCAUUAAAUAUCAAUGUAUUGGUAUAAAAGAUAGGUAUGUCAGGGUUUACAUGUAGAAAAGAAGUCACUGUGCAUGUUACUAUUUGUCAUUUGUUCUUUGUAGUAAUCGUGUAUAAAUUUGCAUUGUAUUAUGGACCAAAAUAUUACUCUUGAAAUUUGUGAGAUGUGAUAAGUUUUGAAUAGCUUACAAGUUUGCACAUGUACAGACCAAAAUUAUUGGAAAUGAAUGUAGUAGACUGUUGAAAGAAGUAUUGAGUAAAUUUCUUAUAGAAUAAGGAUCAAUUGAAAUAUCGUGCCAGCUAGAUGCAUAAUCUGUACCCGGUAAUAUCAAAGUACAUGUACUUGUAACUGAACAAAGUGUAAUGCAUAAUGAGUUUAACAGGGCCUCGUCUGGGCCUCAGAAAGUUGUAGCCACUUUUUGAGAGAAAUUGCCAAAUUGAAGCUAUAUUGCUGAAAUUUGGCCACAUUUUAAUAAAAUUCUUGUAGCCACUUUCAAAAUAUCUGUCGCCAGUUCUUUGAAUUUAUAGCAUUUGGCUACAUUGGCAAAUGGCAGAGGAGGCCCUGGUUAAAUUUCAAAACAUACUGUUUUAUCCUCCAUUUUCUUUAGUUUCUUUUUAAAUAUAAGAUGAUAUUAUUCAUUUUAUACAUCAUUUUGAAGAACUCCAAUGAUGGUAAUGGAAUGUUUUUAAAUUUUCAAAAUACCUUGAUAAGUUUGAAUUUAUCUUACAGAUUUUAUUUUGAUGGGCAAUUUUCUAUUUUUUUCAGUCAUUUAGGGCAAAGAGAUUUAAAAUUCCAAUAUUGAUGUUAUUUGCUGAUUGUUAUAAAACUUUCAGGAUAUCUAAAGCAGCAAUAAGAACAUUUCCAUGUAAACAUUUUGUUGUAAAAUCUCAGAAUUUUUUCUUCAUCAGAACUAUUCCUAAGCCAGAAAUAAUUUUUUUGCAGUAAAAUUGACAUGAUCAGUUCGAAAUAUCCAAAUACAACACCUUUAGAACUUCAAAAUGGUGUAGAACUUUUAUCUUAAUCUUGUGUUUUAAAGCCCAAAUUAACAAAAAAUGUUUGUACAUUUCGUAUGUCAUUCUGGUUAACUGGUCUAAGAAUUAACCACACAUUUACUUUUAAGCAGCAUUUUGUUUUAAGCAGUGUUAUUUGAUGUAAGACACUCUUUAUUUCUGUUUAAGUGUUUUAUAUUUUUACAUGAAAUAAAAAUGUAAAAACUGA
Messenger RNA from Mercenaria mercenaria, 4912 nucleotides. RefSeq names its product palmitoyltransferase ZDHHC3-like. Gene Ontology annotation, cellular component: Golgi apparatus; endoplasmic reticulum. The coding region runs from base 119 to 904 and encodes 261 amino acids. Gene Ontology annotation, molecular function: protein-cysteine S-palmitoyltransferase activity. The record is from RefSeq and is a predicted model, not a curated record. The transcript has 8 exons. Lineage: Eukaryota; Metazoa; Mollusca; Bivalvia; Venerida; Veneridae. Gene Ontology annotation, biological process: peptidyl-L-cysteine S-palmitoylation; protein targeting to membrane.